GACUUUUAUCCUCUGUGACUUGAGGGAAAUAUCGUCACCCCUGGCGCGGAGGGACUCAUCAUAAAUAUAUAUCUUGACACCAUCCAAGGCCUUGUGACGUUAAACUACAACCAUCGUUCCCACCGUCUGCUUCAUCCAGCCCCUCAAGUCUUGCUCAUCAGCCACCUCAACUCUGUGCUGCUUUUGUCUUUCUUUUUACUGGCAACAAAUAUAGAUAAGAGAAAAUGUCUUUUGAGCGACUUGUCCGGUUUAUUGCCAAGGGCAGCAGUGAUGCCGUCGUUAUUGGCGAGCCCCUGGACUCCAACGUAGACGUCGGCGCAGCCCUUCGUCUGGGGCAGGAGGUCAAGGUCAAGGUCUUCAGCGGCUCGUCCGUUCUUGACCCAGGCUCCCCGACGGACAAAGUUGAUAUCAUUGACCGGGUGUUGUCCCCCCUCACCGAGGAGGAGGUGGGCACGAUUCGAUGUAUCGGUCUGAACUACAAGGGCCAUGCACAGGAGGUCGGCAUGGCAUUGCCUGAUAUACCCAUCAUCUUUCUAAAACCUCAUACAUCUCUAGCCGACCCCUGGCCUGCCCCGACUGUGAUCCCCAAGCACACGCUCAAGGACGACUGCGCUGAUUACGAAUCCGAGCUUGCCGUGGUCAUCGGGAAGACAUGCAAGAACGUCAGCAAGGAGGAGGCCAUGGACUAUGUGCUCGGCUAUACGGCCUCCAAUGACAUCUCGAGCCGCGUGAGCCAGCUCAACCAAAGCCAAUGGUGUUUCUCCAAGGGCUUCGACAAGGCGUGCCCCAUCGGUCCGACAUUGGUGUCGUCCAAGCUGAUCAAGGACCCGUCCAAGUUGAAGAUGAGGGGUCUCCUGAACGGCAAGGUCGUGCAGGAGAGCGGGCUUGACGAUCUCAUCUUUGACGUACCUACCCUGGUCAGUUAUUGCUCGCAGGGAACUACACUGCCUCCCGGAACCAUCAUAAUUACCGGCACACCUGCGGGUAUCGGCUGGGGCCGCAAUCCUAAGUUGACACUGCACGGCGGUGACGAGUUUGUCGUGGAGAUACUGCCUCACAUUGGGAGUCUGCACAACGUGAUGGAGGAAGAAAAGUGAUUUCGUCUUGUGGAUGGGCUCUGAUCCUCGCAACGUAUUCACGCCAAUGGUACUAUCUAGACAAGAUCUCUAUACACAAGAGUUACAACAACACCCUUCUGGGUCUAUUCUACGCAUGUCCUCUAUGCGUUGAGCCUCCUCAGCGCGGCAGAAUGGCUAUCGCCUGUGACUACUGACAAAAAGCAUCGUCGUAACUCGCCCCUCUCAUCAACUGACAGAGCAUAAAUCCAGGCAUCCUCAGGCCUAUCCGUUCUGGCCGAGAAUUUUGCGCAAAUGAUCCUUCGCAUAUUCCACAACUGCGUCCGGUCCCUGUUCAACACGUAGACCCUGCGGAACAGACAUCGUCUUUAGAUCUGGAACUACCUCUUUUGCAAUCGCGACGAUACGAUGUGCUUCAUCCGGCGACCACAUUGAUGCCGUGAUUAGAAUGUCUGGCUUAUACACCUCCACAAUGCCCCUGACCUCGUCGAUUUCUAGACUCAUUUCAGUCU
Molecule: messenger RNA, 1588 nt
Organism: Cryphonectria parasitica EP155
Lineage: Eukaryota; Fungi; Ascomycota; Sordariomycetes; Diaporthales; Cryphonectriaceae
Exons: 6
Coding region: 225-1097 (290 amino acids)
Molecular function (GO): acetylpyruvate hydrolase activity
Source: RefSeq, a predicted model, not a curated record